Molecule: messenger RNA, 897 nt
Organism: Musa acuminata subsp. malaccensis (wild Malaysian banana)
Lineage: Eukaryota; Viridiplantae; Streptophyta; Magnoliopsida; Zingiberales; Musaceae
Product: ras-related protein Rab11D
Biological process (GO): vesicle-mediated transport
Cellular component (GO): endosome
Molecular function (GO): GTP binding; GTPase activity
Source: RefSeq, a predicted model, not a curated record
AGACCGCUUUGAGGGAUCGGGUCACUCGCCAUUGUUUGCUUCUAGCUCUACUCUUGCCGACGGAACGGAAGAGGCCCGUCGAGCGCGGUGUCGGUAGUGGUGGGAGCAGCGGCGGGAAUGGCGGGCGGGAGCGACAAGAUCGACUACGUGUUCAAGGUGGUGCUGAUCGGGGACUCGGCAGUGGGGAAGUCUCAGAUCCUGGCGCGGUUCGCGCGCAACGAGUUCAGCCUCGACUCCAAGGCUACCAUCGGGGUGGAGUUCCAGACGCGGACCCUCGUCAUCCAGCACAAGAGCGUCAAGGCCCAGAUCUGGGACACCGCCGGCCAAGAGAGGUACAGAGCCGUCACCAGUGCAUACUAUAGAGGUGCAGUUGGGGCGUUAAUGGUUUACGAUAUCACGAGACGUCAAAGCUUCGACCACAUUUCUCGGUGGCUCGAGGAGCUGCGGAGCCAUGCCGACAGGAACAUUGUGAUCAUGUUGGUAGGCAACAAGACCGAUCUCGAGGACCAGAGAGCAGUGACCACCGAAGACGCCCGCGAGUUUGCUCAAAAGGAAAACCUAUUCUUCCUGGAAACAUCAGCACUGGAGGCCACCAAUGUGGAGAACGCGUUCCAAAUGGUGCUCACCGAGAUCUUCAACAUUGUCAACAAGAAGAACCUGACUUCUGAUCCCCAGAGCAAUAACAGUGCACCAGCACUGCCUGGGAAGAAGGUCAUCAUCCCUGGCCCAGCUCAGGAGAUACCAAAGAGUAAGACAUGCUGUAAGACUUCCUAAGCCUUGCUCGCCUUCGGUCUCGAGUCAUUUGAGCUGUGUCACAGUAAUAACAAUGUUUCUUUUAGUGGCAAAAUGUUUUGUAGGGGAACAGCUUUAUAAACUUUGAAGCAUCAAUUCGAUCUA